Molecule: messenger RNA, 1695 nt
Organism: Rotaria sp. Silwood1
Lineage: Eukaryota; Metazoa; Rotifera; Eurotatoria; Philodinida; Philodinidae
Source: the annotation of a GenBank genome assembly
AUGAUUGUAAUACGUUUUAUAUUUAUAAUUUAUAUUACUAAUGCAACAUAUCUUUAUUUUGAUCGUAAUUCUUAUGAAAUAUAUAUAAGUGAAUCAACACAAAUUUAUUCAAAAAUUGCUUUAAUAAAAGCUAUAUCAGCUCCAUCAUUAUCUAUUCAAUAUGAACUUCAUGGUGAUACAAAUAAAACAUUUUAUCUUAAUUCUCUUACAGGUGAAUUAAUUUUAUUAAAUUCUAUUGAUUAUGAAACAAUAUCCAUAUAUAAAUUAACAGCUGAAGCACGUUCACCAUCAUCAAUUGCACCUUGUUUUGCUGAAUUAAUAAUACAUAUAUUAAAUAUUAAUGAUAAUUCACCAGAUAUUAAUUUAAUAAUUUAUCCUUCUGUUUUAUAUAAAUCAAAUAUAAUAAAAUAUGAUUUAAAUACAUCAUCAACACCAUUUGCUACAAUAAAUAUAAAAGAUUUAGAUCAAUCAACUAAUAAUUUAAGUUUAUAUUUAAAUGAUACAAAACAUUUUCAAAUACAAUUAAUACGAGAAUAUAAAAAUAAUUUAAUUUAUAUAUUAUCAACAAAAAAUAAUUCACAAUUAAUUUAUCAAGAUAAUUAUUAUUUAUUAUUAAUUUCUUGUGAUAAUGAUCAACCAUUAUUAUGUACAAAUCAAACAUAUAUAUUUCAUAUGAAAUCAAAUGAAUAUUUAUGUAAUUUAUCAUUUAAUCAAAAAACAUAUAUUAUUGAUAUAAAAGAAAAUUUACCAAAUAAAACAUUUUUAAUGCAUAAAAUAACAAAUAAAUUUUGUCGAAAUAUUAUUUAUACAAUUGAUAAUACAAAAAAUUUUUAUAUUGAUUCAUAUACAGGUGAUUUAUAUACAUUAAAAAAAUUUAAUCGAACUAAACAAAGUAUUUAUUUUAUUAAUCUAUUUGUUAAUAAUUAUAUUAAAAUAAAUAUUAUUGUACGAAUACUUGAUCAAUAUGGAAAUAUUCCAUUUCUAAUAAAUAAAUAUAUGAUUAUGAAUCAAAAUAAAUUUUCAUUUAUACAUAUAUUUAAUUCAACAUUAUGUCGAUCACAAAUAGUUAUUGAAAAUUAUUUUCAACUUUUAUCUAAUUGUACAAUUAUAUCUUUAUUGAAACCACCUUUAGGUCAAUAUUUAUUCAAUAUUGAACUUGAACAACAAAUAAAUCAUCAAGAUACAUUUUUACUUGAACUUAAAGAACAAGAACGUCUACUAACCUUUAGACAUUCACCAUGGAUUAUUAUCAUACCGACCAUCAUUUGUGUUUUGUUCGUUCUUGGGACAAUCAUUAGUCUUAUUAUUAUUAUCAAACAAAAACGAUAUAAAUUUAAUCAAUUAUGUCAUGAAUCUGAUGUAGUUUCAACUAUUUCAAAAUUAAAAGUAUAUGAUGAUCAUGAAUUAUCAUCAUCACAAACAAGUACAGCAAUUUAUUUAGUACAAAAAUCAUCACCACCACUUUCAUCAUUAAGUCCAUUACGUGAUGAUGAAGGUUAUUCAGGAAGUUCAAAUGUAUCUGAAAAUCAUCUACAAUUUGAAUCAACAAUUAUUUCUACGAAUGAAUUAAAUGAACAGUAUCGUAUACAUGAAUUUCCUAAUCGUCAAUCAACAUCACCUAAAUAUGAUGUACCAAGACGAUAUAUUGACAAAAUAAAUACACCUUGUAUUUCAACGGAUGCAUCACUUGUAUAA